UGGAUAUAUCGAGGUCCCGCGAAACCGGACGAUAUCCUGAACCUACACGUCGUUGUCAAGAACGAAGCAGACCGGGAUCUUGCUGCGAAACUCACUUCAAUCAGCAGUCCUGGGAGUCUGGAUUAUGGGAACCAUCUCAGCCAAGAACAAUUGACGGCUUUCUUGGCCCCGCAAGAUGAGACUAUUGAUCUUGUCGCCUCAUGGUUAUUUUCAUUCACCGGCGUCAGCGACAUUACCUUUAUCAACCAUACAAGCACGAUCGCGUUCGCAUGCACAGUUGGAACAGCAAAUGGGAUUCUCCAGUCAGAAUUUGGCGUAUUUCAGAAUACUGAAACUGGUGCCGCCAUUACUCGAAGUCUAUAUUACAGCCUGCCAGAAAAGAUUAGUCAAUACGUUGCAUUCGUUCAUCCCGUCACAUACUUCCCUACGCUUCGACAUAGCAUUGUGGCUGGGUCAAGAAGGCCAAUUUCACGGCACGACGAUAUCAUCAGCAGGCGUGAUGUCUUUCCCGAACUGCUAGCUGCAUGUAACACUAUCACGCCCACGUGUAUCGCUGCUUUAUACAAUAUGACUUACAUCCCCCCUGUCAACGUAACAGCAAGUGGUGGCAGCCUUGGUGUUGCUGGUUUCCUCGAACAAUGGAUCAAUCACACAGAUGUCUCCUCUUUUGUUCGAAAGUACGGUAACUCAGAAGACAUUCGUGCCAAUCCUGGCUCAUUCACUAUCGAAUUAAUCAACAACGGCACCAACAAUGAGUCUUCCCCUGGUGUCGAAGCCACGCUAGACAUGGAAUAUAUCAUGCCGUUCACAGGAUCUCUUCCGGUCGUCUACUAUUCAACAGGUGGACGUGCUCCAACGAUUGGGGAAGAUGGAAAACAAUUGCCUCUCAACCAGAGCAGUUCAGAGCCAUACCUCGAAUGGCUUCAAUAUAUGCUGGCGAAACCAGAUGGAGCUAUCCCUCAAGUGAUCUCAAUUUCUUAUACCGACACCGAGCAGACAGUGCCACGCGACUACGCUAUUCAUGUUUGCGACCUGUUCGGACGACUUGCUCUUCGUGGAGUGUCAAUUAUCGAUGCCUCUGGAGACGGUGGAGUUGCAUGUCAAGACGACGUCCCGUGUGUUAGUAAUGAUGGCCUCAAUCGGACCACGUUCCUACCUACAUUUCCAGCAAGCUGUCCAUGGGUGACGGCUGUAGGAGCAACACACGUUAUACUAGAGCAAGGAGAAAGCUUUUCAUCUGGAGGGUUUUCAAAUUACUUUGCCGUUCCAGACUAUCGACGCAACGCCACUGCAUCUUAUAUCGCGACUUUGAACGGGCAGUACGAAGGUCUUUAUAAUGCAUCAGGACGAGGGAUCCCAGACGUUGCAGUCUUCGGCUCUCGGUUUGAGACCGAGAACAACAAUAUCUCGUCUGGGCAUCAUUCUGGGACAAGUGCAGGCACACCGGUAUUUGCGUCCAUGAUCGCGCUGAUAAAUGACAUGCGGCUGAGGAAUGGGAAGCCAGUUCUCGGAUGGUUGAAUCCUAGGCUGUACUCAGAGAGUCUGAAGGACGUAUGGAAUGACAUUACAGAAGGUUCGAGUUAUGGAUGCGAUGCUUCGUGGAACUCAACUGAGGGUUGGGAUGCUGUAAUCGGACUUGGAACUCCAGACUUCCAGAGAUUGGCGAAA
This is a messenger RNA of Mollisia scopiformis, 1668 nucleotides long. Its product is annotated as subtilisin-like protein. Gene Ontology annotation, molecular function: tripeptidyl-peptidase activity; serine-type endopeptidase activity. The annotation marks the transcript as partial. The record is from RefSeq and is a predicted model, not a curated record. The transcript has a single exon. Lineage: Eukaryota; Fungi; Ascomycota; Leotiomycetes; Helotiales; Mollisiaceae. Gene Ontology annotation, biological process: proteolysis.